This is a messenger RNA of Pocillopora meandrina, 17423 nucleotides long. The record is from the annotation of a GenBank genome assembly. Lineage: Eukaryota; Metazoa; Cnidaria; Anthozoa; Scleractinia; Pocilloporidae.
AAGUAUUAAUUGCUGUUUAUUGCCUGUUUGCCAAAGAACUUAGCAGCUUGCGUGAAAAGGGUGCGACAAACGAGAAUACACUGUCUGUGAAGUAUACAACGAGUCUUAAUGGAGUCUUCACCGUCUCUUUCAAUGAAGGCAAAUGCUUUCUCUAUAGCCUCUCUGAUGUCCUCUAGAGAUGAUCGAGGCGAUUUUGGUAAGAGCAUAAAACGACACAAGUAUUUUGACGCACUUAUCAGCUAAGUCAUCCGUUUUGAGAUUCUGACAAAGUGGCGCAAAUUUUGAGUGCCUUAGAGAGUUGGUUCGAAGCAUUAUUUAAGGGUCACAGCUAAAUAUAUGUAUUUUUUAAUAAUUUCAUUCUCUAGAUCCGAAAUUGUCUCCAAAAGACAGAGCGGAGAGUUUUUCUGAAGAAGAAACUACUCAACCACCGCCGGCAAAGAGGAUGAAGUCUUCGUCAAGCGAAGAAACCAUCGAAGACAAAGAAAGCGGGAAUGAGUACGAAAACCCUUCUAAGGACGAACUGAGAAACAUAACCGUUGAAUUGGAAGGAAAAGAGUUAUGGGAGAGAUUUAGUGAACUUGGAACUGAAAUGAUCAUUACUAAGGCUGGAAGGUGAAGUGCAUUGUGAGUCGUCUGUGGCGCGCUGACCUGGAAAAGCUUAUGCUUUUUGUGCAGUGCCACCAACUGAUCUUUACGCUAACCGCUUGUAAAUCGGUGCCGGAAAUCAAAGUUGUUAAAAAGAUAACAAGCUGUUUUAUAAACAGCAUCUAUGCGUUUGCAUAAACAUACGUACGGCUCUUUAUUGAUGCUUCCUACCGUGUAAAUUAUCACAUUCACUCACACAAACCACUGGACUGAAAGUUUUGAUUUCUCAUCUGAUAAGUGAUGUUAAGGUGCAAUGUCGAUGAUUUAAUUUGCCAGACCCAUAACAGAAAUAACCACAUAUUCUGAGUGCGCCCUUAACAUCUACUUUCCAAACAAUUACUGAGAGUAAUUCUCUUUUUCGCAGGCGCAUGUUUCCCACAUUAAGAAUAUCUGUGAACGGUGUUAACCCCAAAGCAAACUAUAUGGUCUUGAUGGAUAUAGUGCCUGUUGAUGACAAACGCUACAGAUACGCCUAUCACCGUUCAACUUGGCUUGUGGCGGGUAAAGCUGAUCCACCAGCGCCUGUAAGACUCUACAUGCACCCAGAUUCGCCUUUUACCGGCGAGCAGUUGUUGAAACAGAUCAUAUCGUUUGAAAAAGUUAAAUUGACCAACAACGAUGGCGACCGUAACGGACAUGUAAGUAAACCGUUUUCUUUUUUCAUUUAGUACUUCAGAAGGAGCUUCUAUAAUCUCUCCUGGUCUGAGAAAUAAUUUUACCUCUUUGAUUCAACAUUCAUAGCACCUUAAAUCCAAACCACUUUGUACACAAUUUGUCUCUCUUCUAGGGCACACAGUUUCAGAACAGCUCACAAAGAGCGGUUCGUACAUCAACGAAAUAUUAGUUCUUGAACAUUCAUGGUGCUUCAGCUUCCAAAAACCCAUAAAACUUGAAGAAAGUUGACAUCCAAUUGAAAAAUAAUUAACUUUUGGGGUAAUAAGAAGCUCAGAAUCCUACGCAAUCGGGGGCAUCAUUCUAAUUUGCAAACUGCUCGUCUUACUUCAAACUAUCCUACGAUUUUUGUUCUAUAUGGCACGUUUAGUGAUUUGCCUUGUUUUUGAACAUUGCAGCUCAUUCUUAAUUCUAUGCAUAAAUACCAGCCUCGAGUGCAUAUUAUUCGUAAACGUGACCACACAGCUUCUGUAAUUAAUCUCAAGUCCGAGGAGAUGAAAACCUUCACCUUUCCAGAGACAAAUUUCAUUGGAGUGACAGCAUACCAAAAUCAACUGGUGAGUAUUUUUUCAUGAGCUAACUGUUUCAUUAAAUAUCACAUUUUUAAUCCUGCGCUAUUUGUAGCAUUUGGAAAAUUAUGUAGCGCCUAAAGAUGUAACAGACAAAUUGUGGGAAACUAAAACGUUAUUCCCCUGUUUCACGCUUUAAUUGAAUUAUCAUUUAAUUAGGAAAAACACAUGCAACCUCAAGAGCUCAUUUCAAGGUUCUUCUUCUCCCUAGCCAUGUAGCAACAAAUUAUGGCUUUUCUGUUGCAUAAAAUAUUUGCGUAUUUGUAACUACUAUGUGAACGAGUUCUUUCAGAAAUGAAAAGGAGAUUUUCUGAAGCCAACACAGUUUAAAAUUGUUCUCGACGAGAUAUCAUUAAUUGUAAUUAACAAAAAAAAAAAAACUAAAAAGAAUGGUCGAUCGUGAUCGGAAAUAUGUCCCAAUAUAUCUAGAAUGCACAAAGACGGAUGUGGGUAAAAAAAAACAUACACAAUGGCUUUCCUAUUAACAUCUUGGUCAGUUCCAUUGAGCGAGAUCCUUUCUUAAUAACGUAAUUUAAAGCCACUAAUGUCCGUCUUUAUUUUUCCGCUUCGCAGAUCACACGAUUAAAAAUAGAUAGCAAUCCAUUUGCCAAAGGUUUCCGGGACUCAUCACGUCUUAUUCCAGUAGAAAGGUGGGUGUCAAAAGUAAGGAAGGUAAAUACUCUUUUCACUGCCGUAAGAGUUCAAAUUUGGAAAAACGAAAAUGAGCAUACAAAACAUUAUCUUAAAACAAGCUAUGGUUGAAGAAGUAAAGCACUGUUUUUCUAUCGACAGUAGUUUUACGUAACACCUUCGUUAACGUCUUUCCUUGUAUUUAACUUUUGUAUUUCUUAUCCCAGUUAACGCAGCGACUCUGCUCUGUCAUGAUAGAGUUAGAAUCCACCUGAGUGGAGAUAAAUCUUGCCGCUAUUCGCUGAUUCAAAGAACAAUGACUUAAGACUAGAAAUUGUCGUGCUUAGGGUCCUUUUCAAACUCUUGCAUGUAGAUACCCAUAAACCAUGAAAAUGAUUCCAUCUUCAACUUCUUUUGUUUUAAUUUCAGAGACUGUUUUCACGACGGUCACCCCCCUUCGAUGGUUACAGACCCGUUGUAUCCGUCUCUUUCCUUUCCGCUAAUACCACAGCUUGGGGUUAACAACAGAUACCAGCUUCCCAAGAUCGGCUGUAGAUCUCAAGACAAGGCAACUUUCUUCCAAACAGGUGAUUUAAGUUAAAAAUCAAGCGGACAUGAGUACUGAGGAAAAUUUAGAAACCCGACCAUAUGUACCGCAGACAUGAAUCAAGGAAAGAUACCAAAAACUUGCUAUUUAAUCUUUCACAACUUUGCGAUUUCUCCCAGUUAUUUUAACGAAAAUAUGCAAUAUUAAAGCGAUGCACCGAUAUGGGUGGCGUGAAUUGAUUGGUGAAUUAAUCGAAGUGAAAUCGAUUAUCUGAGUUUUAUUUUCUCACCACAAUCUACUUAAAUAGGGCGUCUUCUAGGAACUUAGUGAUAGACAUAAACUAGUCCUACAGGCACAUAUUCCCAGCAAAAAGCGACCACUUUGUUUUUCAAUCUGUGCUUGUCACGAUAUUCCCUUGUUUUACGUUUUCGCGAGUGUCAUCUACAAUGGUUUGUAUCUCGCUAAAUAUAAGGGAAUUCACUUUCUGCAAUUAAUGAUGAAUUAUACCUUCGAAUAUAUUCUAAUGUAAAAAUUGCCGAGAAAUAGUGGACCUGUUUUCGUGGCAGUUUUGCAUGAGAAAUUUAAGUUUUGAUUUUUCACCACCCAAGGUUAUAAAAAUGCUAAAGAAGUGUUUCAUGAUCUCUUCUUGCUCUCAUUUUCUUCUUUUCUGGCUAUUUUCUUGUCCUUUACGGGUGGCAAAUGCUCCAAUUUUGCGAAACAACAUACCAUCCUUAUAAUGAACGUUCAUCAGUCCUCUCUUACUGUAUAUGUAUAAUUUGAAUAAAUAAAUAGUGUCUUACGAUCUUUUUUUAAAUUUUAAAUAGCUUGAAACUUUGGAUCGCAUUAAAUCAGAACCAUUUCUCUGCAAUAUCACGUUGUACAUGUUUUAAAGCAGGCUCAAUGUUACUUUCGUGACCCAAGGUUCGACGAAAUGCCUGUAUCAUUUGUUUCUUUCCUUUCGUCCUUAACCCUUAAUUUAUUUUAUCAGAAUCCUCCAACUCUCUCUCUCUUCCUUUUUUCAAGGGUGUCCACCACCGUCACCAGCUAUUCCAAGAGUUCCUUUCACAGGAGUCCUAAGUCCCUUUCACCAGCAAGGUUUGCCCAACUUAUUGUCGUCUAUUUCUUCACCAAAACCCAUGGGAGCGCUGGAAGUACCUCCACUACCACCUUACAGUGUUCACGGGGACUUUGCUGGCUCAACGUUACCCUUCUUUUAAACUAGACGUAUAUUACAUGCAGUGAGAUAAUAGAAUCGGAACGACGAGUACAUUUCCUCUUUGACUAACAGGAUAUCUGCAUCAUGACCAUGGCUUGUAAAGCACAUUCUGCACCCAAUAUUUAUCAUGCUCAUUUCGCCAAUUCCUUUGGCGACUUGCAUCAUAUUUUGUAUGUUUGCAUCAUAUGUUUGGAAAGGCUAAAUUGGCCUUUAAAAACUCAUUCCCUUUAUGAUCGAAAGAUUUUGCUUGCUUUUAAGCUACUUCGGCUAUGUUCGACCAUUUUGAAUUAGUAUGUAUUUAAGGGUGAACAUAUUGAUUAAGGACAUUUAUAUACCUUUCCUAUGGAUAUUACACCCACGCACCAACAUUCCUUGCCGGUAAACUAAGUUACCAAGUGAUGAAGUUACUAACUUCAAUCGCUUGCGUAAAGAUACUGGUAAAGACAAUAAUUACUCAUCUACAAUGUCAAUAGAACUUGUAUUAUUGUAUAUAGUGUUAUGUUCCUGGAGUUAAGAAUAACCAAUCAAGUAAUAUCGUCAUUACAGCAUUUAUUAUGAAGAUAUAGAAUUCCUCCCUUUGAGCAGGUUGUGGUAGGUCUCAUAGACCCCUUUUCCUUUGAAAUAAUUUCUUGUUCGAUUGUUUUGUAGCAAUUUUUUGUUCAAAUUUUGUGGCGGAUCGGCGAAACUCUAUUUAAAAAGGCCAACGAUCUAAUAAGUGUGAAAAAGGUUGUCCUUCCUUCUUUUUUUAAUUAUUUUUACUCUUGGAGAAACUUUAUAUGUGACCUAUUUAUUAUUUUUAUUUGGAAUAUCCUGGGAAAAGAAAUGUGAACAAAACGAAUUGUAAAAAAUGAAACUUUAACCAAUUAGUUAUAAUGAUGCAUCUUCAUUAAAGUGUUUCAGUUGUAUGAUAUCGAUGUCCUUGGUGUUGUUUGAGAUCAUCUUUUAAAGUUGAAAAGCAGACAAAGAAUGUGUUCCCUUUAGAAAGGCAGUAAUUUAGAUUUUGGGAAACAAUGGAAAAAGGUGAGGAGCACAGACAUCGCGAUUGAGCUAAUUCCUUGAUAUUCGCGGUUAGUAGAGUGCAAGCAUAAGAAAAUACCAUACAGCGUUUGUUGACUCUGCAGCUUAUGAGGGUUAAGGGUUCCUUCAAGGGAAACAAUAACGUUCUCAAGUUGACACUAUUUGAGCAUUAAGAUCAUCAUUUCAGUCACGAUAGUCAGGCCAGCGUCUGAUCGGAAAAAGCGCAUCUGAAAGGUUUUUUUUUUGUAUGGUUUUGCCAUUUAACAAUGGAAUACUGUCAGCACCUUUACAUCAACACAGUUUGUUAUCAAGUGUUGAGUGCUGAACAGUCAGCAAAAGGUAAAGGCCUGUUAGUCGAUUGGCUUCACAUUUCCCAACUACAUUACGUGAUGGCCUAAGAGACUCAUGGAGCUUCGAGGUCUAAAUGAACGUCAGAGCUAGAGAGUCUCUGUGUCACCAGCUCGGCAAAAAAAUCUGCUGAAUAUUCGGACAGAUUAUCCAUUCAAUUAAUCUGGAAAAUUGAUCUUAAAAUAAGCUGUGAACAGAAGCCAGGAAGAUGCGUAGAUAACCCCGUGUCACGGGAAUAGGCGGCAUUGAACUGUCGAAGAUGUUACCGACGGAUGGAAGCGGCUGAGAUGUCCUGAUAAGAGAAAAGAUGAGGCCAUCAAUCCGGGUCAACUAAGAACAGAUGGUCAGGUAUGAAAUUACUUCGGUCUUCUUUACUGCUUGUGGACUCAUUUUUUAUUGAAAAGAUGCUUACCUUUCUUUAAACUUUCAUUGUAAGACCCAAGUACAGUACCGUGUAACAAUGUUUUUGUUCCCAAGAGUCUCCGUGGUGGCUCCUAUUUGCGAAGAAAAUAGCUUGAUACAAUCAUCAAUUUGUUUAUUCAAUCAUCACUUUACGUACUUUUACUUUGUUUUAAUAUCUACAAAUUUUAAUUCAAUUUUGACAAAUAAGGCACAAAACGGCGGCAUAAAUUCCAUUCUUUGAUAUGCCAAACUCAAACCAUUACCCUUUUUUGAGAUAGUUUGAUCAAAGUUUUAAGGUUAUUGAGAGAGAUAGCAAAGCGUAAGUCGAACGUUUAAAAAGCAAACGUGGCGGUAAUAAACCAUCUCCUGCAUAAUCAUUUUCUUUGUUUUUAGAUCUACCCCAUUUCUUUUGUUACGGUCGAAAUCAAACAAAUAUGCAUUAAUUUGCAAUUUAAGACCUCCAAGAAACUAAUACGAUAAGCCGAUUUUUAUAAGUGGAACAGCUUAUGUUUGGAUCAUCAAAAGUAAUUUUUUUUUUCAAUUUAUCUUUUAAAUUGAAUCCUCGAUGAAGGUUCCGCUGGACAAUUUGACGACGGUAUCAAAAUUGACACCGACAUCGGAAAAUAGAGUUUGAUCCGUCAAUAAGGCAGUGUUUGACCUAGUAUGGAGAUAUCCAUGGGAAAUAUAUCGCUAUUGAUAAUUUAAGGGCACCAGAUAAAGCUAUUAAUACAACUUUUUGUCAUUCCCCUAUCCCAAAAAGUAUAGAUAAAUCUAUAUCAGAAGAUUGCCUGAGGAAAAGCAUUUAGAAAAUGUCACCACCCAGUGCCUUAUCAGCCUGUAACCCAUAGUUAAGGAUAGUGUAACUCGCCCAAUGACUUCUCCUAUAUCUUUCUUCUCCAUAAAGCAACUGAAACUAAAAUAUCCUUCAAUGUCUCUCACGAAAACGUUCUCGAACAAUCAUUUAUGUCAGUAUGCCGAGUCAAUAGUCAUAACGAAGAUAACAUUCUCUUUAUUAAUAUUACUCAUUGAUUACUCAAAUUGAUAGUCGAUCACCAAUCUAUAUUCCAGACAACAACACAAAUGAACUCUGCUUUUUCCAUUAUUCCAUUACCUUCCUAUCAGAAAGGCUACGAUCACAAUUUCAGUGAAAUAGUUAGCAGUGUCUGGCAGCGUUCAGUUAAAAUGUGAAUCGGAAAUGCUAUUAACUUAUCAGUUCUUCGAUAACUGGAACACCAGAUGUACCUAAACAAGCUAUGCAUCAUGUUGUCAACACUUGGCCUUAUUCUUUUUCAUUAACCUUGUAGGAAACUGUUUCCCUUGAUGCUAAAUACGACUCACUUUGAUAACAGCCUGGCAGUUCCUUCUGUCUCUUCUAUCAUCCGUUUUCACGCAAACUCCCGAUUGGAUGUUUGAAAAAGAGAGCCCAAACAGUGAAAUUGUGGAAGAUAAUAGCACUAUCUGAGUAUGAUUAUGUUUGUAUUUUCCAAAAGAUGUUGAUAAAGGCGUAUACCUUGUUGGGCCCGGCGAAUCUCAUUGCCUUAAUGAUCCUAAGGAAUUUCCUUCCAAGACUUUUUGAGGUGAGUGAGUGCAAAGCAAGAUUUUGGGCUUCAGAUAUUUUUCAGCAGAGGAGAUAGUUUUAUAUUAAAUUCAGUGCAACUGUUGUACCUAAGAGUAAAAAAUCAGGAGAUGCAUAUCAUUAAAAGAAUCUCUUAAGUAUGUGAUAACGAGCGAUUGAAUGCUUAGCAUCAUUCUCGGUCUCUUUGCAAAUCCUAGUGAAAUUACAUAACGCGCUAAGGUUUUGCAACCAACUUGACUUUCAAGAAGACAAGGUCUGGACAGGAAAUUUCAGGACCUUCAUGGAAAGUUCUAGGUCGUAUGUUAAUUUUUACAAUAAUAGAAAACCUCCUGCUUUUCAGACGCCAAAUUACCUGUUGUGGUAUUUAUUUAAAAUUUCAUACACCAAUUCAUUCCUAAAGAGAAACUCAUAUAAAAAUAGCGGUACAAUCGUAACUCAUCCGCUUAUUGUUACGUCGUUUUCCAACAGUGCAGGUCACCAGAGGUUAUGGCAGAGUAAGAUAACAAACAUCUUGUCAAAUUGUCGAGACCCUAUUUGGAAUGUGCGUGAUUGUUGCCCUCUGCGUCACACCAAUAUUGAAUUCAAACGUUAAAAAGGGAUGAUUCAAUCGCAAAGCUACUUUUAAAGGCAAUUCUCGCUACCAACCACAAAUUAUUAUUUUCCGGGAUGGUAUAAAUUUUGGUUUAUCUAAAUCUGACCAUUGUUUAAACAUCAAUGCGUUAGUUUUGAUUGGCUUAUGAAAGGCAUAAGCCGAGAUCCAAUCAACAGUUACUUUAAUAGCUGUUUAUGACUUGUUUGUGUGUAACAGUGGUAAUAUGAAGGGUUUACGGUACUGUGAAUAGACCAGGACGCUAUGGCAGAGUGCUACGAUCCAAGCAACACACAAUCAAAUCUCUCUUCUAAGGCCACGGCAUUUUCAAUUGCGUCUUUGAUGGCUUCGGAUGAAACUGGUACUUCAUCUCUGCUGUAUUAUUACUGUUUCUAUUCAUAUUAGCCUCAGAGUAAACCAUUAGUUUAAAGGCACAUCUGGAAGCAAAUGACAAAGAUGUAGUGACCCGCUCUUUUCUGAACUAGAUAUAUUCAUAUAAUAGGAUCUAUGGUGUCAAGCCCUUGAAACUGUUUCAGUUUUCAAAUGAUGAUCCCAAACGAACAAUCGAUACUAACCUGGCCCUCUUCGCACGGCGAUGAUAUGUUUUCAUAACUAUCACGGGUGCGAUGAGAGGGUGUCAUUGCCCUAUCAACGAAAAUGAACCUACUUCUAGGCUGCUUUCUUACGUAUUUAACACGUUGCUAUUUGUUGCAUUUAGGAGCAGAUGAAGCGAAGAGGAAGAAGCCUUGCGCUAACGAAGAUGUUAACGUGCAAGGCUCUGCAUCUUCAAAGAGGCUCAGAUCCUGCGGAGGAAUCAAUAUAGAUAGCGUUUCAGAUGCGACAACUUCUUUGAAUUCAGGAGCCGUUGGAGAUGUAGAAACUAUUACUGCUACCUUAGAGAGUCGCGAUCUAUGGGAUCGUUUCAACGAAUUGGGUACAGAAAUGAUAAUAACAAAGUCCGGAAGGUAGGAUUAAGAUGUUGUGUUGUUUUAAUACUGCUGAGGAUUUUUUUUGUUUUGUUUUAAUAUUCCUUCUAAUGGCCUGUCUAAUUAUCGAGUACUGUUUCGUUUCGAUCAAUGUUGCUGUUAGGUACUGAAAAAUUCUUAAAACGCAGUCGCGAGCAUGUGUUAGAGAUCCGCCACUUGAAUGACCGCAGACAAUAUAACAGUGAAGACAACUGUUUAUGCUACCUACUGUAAGGUUAAGUGAUCUCGGAAAAAUUUAUAAUGAGGAGAAUUACCUCCAUUGUGAUAUGCAGAAUUUGCAAUUAAAUCUGAGUAUUUUGCACGCGAUAAUGCGCUCCAAAUGACUCCUUUCUUUCGACUUGAAAAGGCGACCGCAGAGACACACAUACUUCACACCAUGUUCUGUCUAUUGCCUUAUUGACAGGUAUUGUAGAUAGCAUCCGAAAUUGCUCACGAACGAAGUAGCUAGUUGCACUUUUAAUCAAGAGAGACCCUUUUUUAAGGGAAACUGGAAAAAAUUCAUCUGACAUAGAACGCAAGUUGCUUUUUGCGUUAGAGGUUUGAGACGACUUAUUUUUUGGUCUGUUAUGAACCAUGGAUUACUCGUUCGUGUCAAGAAACUUUUCAAAGUGUUGGUCAAACUACGGCCAUGAUGCAGGAGACUUUACGAAUAAAUUUCACAGUAUGAAACUCACAAUUUAGAUUGUUCGUUAUUGUUAUUGUUCCUAUGAUUGUGAAGAUCGAUUUGUCCGGAAUAAACUCUUUCUCUUUAGCUUAUUAUGCUAUGUAUUCAUGGAGCUAAAUAUGACACUUCGGUUUCCUUCCCUGAUUUCGCUCAUCAUUGAAAUAAUUCAGGCUUGUCUAUAAAACUAUAACUUGACUGCAACAAGUGACAAAAUAGGAAGCAAUCAAAUCAGAUGAAAAUCAUCGAAAUUCCAAAACUUCCAUCACCUUUUCAAUGAGGGGCUACCUUACUCUUUAGGAAAUCCUUUCCACUGCUUCUCUAAAUUCCUUCCUAAAGCUAUUCUGGUGAUUGAGAUCAAUGAAUUUGUAUCUAAUGAUUUUUAGUUUCAUCUGUGGAAAAGUCCCCUUUACCAAAUGACUUGCAUAUCAAGAAAGAGACCAUUUUAGGCAGCCCUGCAAUGUAAUGUUGAAGAACACUGUUUUCUGGGCGUGAGAGAACGAAGUACAGACCUAUAGUACUUUUUCACUAAAAUUAUGUGCUUAUUUUCUAAUUCAUGCACAACCUAUGAAAGCUCCAUAACCAGAAUUGUUUAACUGGGAAAGGAUAUUGAUAGCUUCAAUCUUAACACUAUGAACUCUCUAUAAGUUGUCUGCUGACUUCUCAGCAGCAACUUGACAAUUUUUGCAGUUUGCUCUAAUCAUUUGACUAACUUGUAAACAUGUUUGCCCUUCAGCUCUUGGUGAUUUUGUUAUGAAUAUCUUGCUCCACUUCUUUCAAUAAUGAUGUCACGUUAUUUCGUUUAUGUUUAUUAUCAUGAGUAGAUGGUUCUAUUAAUUGUCCUUCUCUUGAAAGUAGCUAACGAUGAUUUUUACAGAGAAGCUUGCAAAAGAAAACCAAUAAAUAAUGACAUAACAGUCAUUAAACUCAUUAAAAGAAAUAAUAAAACUGUUGAAGAGUGCUUUCGCUGACUUUAUGUCUUUGCCUUUUAAUUACAAAGGAGAAUGUUUCCAACCCUGAGAAUAUCGCUGAACGGUGUUAGCCUUGGGGCAAAUUACAUGGUCUUGAUGGAUAUAGUGCCUGUUGACGACAAACGUUACAGAUACGCCUAUCACCGUUCGACCUGGCUUGUGGCGGGAAAAGCUGAUCCACCAGCGCCUGUUAGACUCUACAUGCACCCAGAUUCGCCUUUUACUGGCGAGCAGUUGUUGAAACAGAUCAUAUCGUUUGAAAAAGUGAAAUUAACCAACAACACGACUGACCAGAAUGGACAUGUGAGUAAGAGAGGACUUUAUUUAUAUUCUGAAAUAUUCAUUAUGGAUACAGCGAGGCGUUUAGAAUGAAAGCGAUUGCAUGAAAAAAAAUUUCCUUUUUUUUUGGUUAUCUUCAUACAUAAAUGAUUUCGUGCAGACACAAGUAGAACAAAGUCGCCGCAACCGGUUGGCGGGGCCUCUAUCUCCGCCGGCUUCUACAGCAGAUAACGGGCGGCGUUCCAAAAGCGGAUAAGAUUGGGUGAAUAGCUUGUUGGAUUCUCCGGAGACUUUUAACCAGUUAGCAAACAAAAACACAGAUCCAUCGAGUUUAAGAAAAGAGAUUUACACCGUAGAAUUAAUAUCGAAUUGUUCUUUAAGCUACUUUCAUUGCACAAAUUGUACCAAAUUUCAACAUAGCGAAGUUUGGAAAUUCAUAAUCUAUCUGUUUGUAAACCAAGAUAAACGUGUGCUAAGAUUUGUUCGAUUUCAUAAUUUCCUUUAGAAAACUAGGACUAUUCCAGUGUUUUGCUGAUCAAGUUUUAGUCAAGAAAGGUUAUUUUAUUUCAAUCAACGUCCUUCGAAAUAAAAUUCUUAAAAGCAGUAUCUUCACAGAAACGUUCGAUGUGGACGAUUAUCACGACCACUGGCUGUUCAUUAACAGGUUUAACCUUAAGUUAGUUGUAUUAUGUCUUAAACACUGCCUAUCCUUCAACAGAUUGUUCUCAACUCCAUGCACAAAUAUCAACCUCGAGUGCACAUUGUUAGAAAACGAGACCACACUGCCUCAGUGGUCGAUCUUCACUCAAAAGAGGCAAAAACCUUCGAUUUUCCAGAGACAAGCUUCAUUGCUGUAACAGCGUAUCAAAACCAGCUGGUAAGAAGGCAUUAUUAUCUUAACUAAUCUUUGCUAGUUUACGAAAAUGCCGACUUGACAAACACGACCCCCACUGUUUGAGAAUAAAGACGUUAACAAGAUGUUAUAAAGAUAUUCAAAAACUGUUGCUGGUCCACUUUGGCUUCCAGAGUGCUUAUUGUAUUCAAAAGGGGAAGUUUUUCAACUUCGGUUCAGAACGAAGUGAGAAAAACAUGUUUUCUCUAAACGAACUGCCAUAUAUUUCGUCGUGAAAAUGUAGUCACUAAACACACCGCUAGGAUCACGGUAGAUGCCAAAGCUUAAAAUAGUUUCAAAAGUCUACACUUAAAAUCGUUAUUAUGAGAAUAUCUCGGUGGGGGUGAAGGAUUUUUUCCUUUUUUUUUUUUAAACCGUUCCAUCCACUCAUGACUCACCCUCUCCGUAAUCUUAUUUCGGUUGUGGCUAACAGCUUAACAGCAGGUCUGGGUCGAUUUUGAGGUUCUAUCUUUGUUACAUUCCACACCAGAUCAAUUAAAAGUGCAUUUCUACACUAUAAAUUUCAGAUUACACGUCUCAAAAUUGACAGCAACCCCUUUGCAAAAGGUUUUAGGGACUCCAUAAGGAUUUUGCCAAUGCAAAGGUAUGUUGACAUAUCAUAUAUUGUAGGAUGAGCUAUUCCUCUUCUAGAAGGAACAAUGGUGUUUAAUACUACAAAAUAUCCUAUCCCUAGGAAUUCGGACGUGCUUUCAUAAGUAGUUUAGCACGUCGGCAGCCUUUAACCUGAAGGAAACAGGUCUACAAUAUAAAGUAACCUAAAUCAAAAUACAAUUACUCUAUGUCAGGUAGUCUUAUUUAUAGAGAGUUGAAGGAAUCGAGGUAUAAUACUAUUAUCGAGCAGGAGGAGGAAGGCUAAUCAAAUUUGAACAAGAUUUGUGCUACCGAAAACAGGCUUAACGUGGUUAAUAUAAGAGGUAGUAAUACUUCCUACAGUGUCCAUUGUGUGAUAAUAUUUUUAUUGUCUUUUUGUUUGUGUUUGUGGUCGUUAUUAAAGGAAAAUUAAAGCAGCCGCUCACGUUAGCGUGACCUAGGCCCAGAUAUUUGUUAUCAGUAGUUCUUUGCAAUUCAGUGAUACUGACCAAUUCUGAAGUGAUUUAUAUAUUUCAAUUUCCCAGUUGACGCAAAUGAUGAGCCCCCAAAGCAAAUUUUUAAAAAAAAAGUGAUUUAUUAAAAGAAAUGAAAUAAUGAGUUAAACAAAAACAAACUCACUCAGUUGAUUACUUUAUCAAUCAUAAUACUUACUUAUGGGAAAUGAAGAGCUGCAAUUCUCUUAGUAUUUACAUCUAGACUUUAAAACCAGUGAAAACCUUGCAUACCACGAUCUCAUUUUUGGUGCAUCCCUAAAAGGAUAUCUGGUCUGAUCCCUGUGGCAAGGCCAUUGUCUGUAAGCCUUUACAUAUGGGCAUGUAUUUUGAAUACAACGUACUGAAUACAAAAUACUGUAGUUUUCCUCCAUUGGCGAACCUUAAUCAAUGCAGGAUGAUGCUAUUGUUGGCCUACUGAGCGUCUAUGUGUUAAUGAGGUUAUCAGACCGGAUGCAAAUUAACCAAAAAGGUUCCAAAGAAGUGAUAACGAAUGUUUUUUCAGAAGAAAUGCUCAGUCAGAGCCUGCUAUUACGCUUUCCGUACGAGUUUAACUUCCCUUCAUGGCACAUUUACGAACUGUCUUCCUUCUUCAUUUUUAGAGAGUGCCCCCACAGAGCGGCAUACCGACAAGGUCAUAUAAACUCAUUAUCUGUCCCAGCUACUUAUCUACCGAGUCAUUUCUUACCUUCGGCUAUUCUACAAAGCCAUCAAAUGGAGCAAAAAGACGCGCAUUGCACUGGGUGUUUGGCCAGUCUCAACGAAGGUCAGUGUUUUUGUCUGGACGUUUGGAAACACUCGCUUAUUUUCUGAAACGAACUUUGGCGAUUGAUCCCAGAUUAGGGUCUCUACAAUCACUGUCGCCAAAGAUAACAUGUUUAAAGACAAAUAAGUAAACAUAGAGACAGACCGACAACAGAAUGACAAGUUUUAUAGCUUUGAUAGCAUAGUUUUACCAUUAUUAGCCUUUCAUUCGGAGCUUAUAGUAUAAUGGUUAUUAGAUUUGACUAAAUCAACACAAAACAAUUUUAAACAUUUUAUUUUGAACCAGUGAGGUGAAAUGGAGCCAGAAAACAACUCCGGAAGUUAGGAAAAACGAUGGAAAUGAUAAAAUUAAAGUCUUGUUUACCUUUUAAUAACUGUACAUUUGUCAAAUCGCUACUUAAAACAGUGACAUCUUCUAAAUCAGAGGAUUUCGAAAAUGUUAAGAACAAAGUUGAAAACUCGACAUUACUAGAAUGAUUUUGGUCUCCGAUGGCAUUAAUCUUGAAUCUGUCCCAAAGUUUCCUUAAUACACGCUGAAAUAUAAUACUGAGCCCACAGUAAUGAGGAAAACGCGGUACUAAAUAUUUCCAAUCAGGAAAUAACUAAAAACGAAACAAUGAGAAAUUCUCUCUAGUUUUAAAAGCUAUGCAAGCCAUUUUUUAAAGACGUCUUGUCAUAUUAAUCCUUAACAUGAGUAAGAUUCACGUACUUAUCGGGUAGAAAGGGAGAAAUAUGCGUGGUUGUCAAAUUAAAUUAUUUGACUGCAUGUUCAAGCGGGGGAAUGGGGUCAGUGGGAAGAGAUAGCCUUUCACGUGAUGAAAGUGGAAGCCACUCGGUGAUUUAAAUCAAGUGUCUAACACGCAUCGUUAACAACCUUUAAAAGGUAUUAAACAGCAAUUUCACCUCUUUAAACUUGAAAACAUCGCAAAAAUGUGCGGAAUAUUUACAGGAAAGAUUCAGGGGCAAAUUCCAACCUCUGGGCAUCUUAAUUUCAACCACGAAAUACAGAUAAAUCUAUUAUUUUCCCGAAAAUCAUAAUGCAAUUUUCUCAUGUCAAGACAUCGCAUUCACACUACCCAGGGGUUGCCCUUUUUAAAUUAUCAUAAACCCCUCUAGAAAGAGGAUUUUAAGCUUAGAGCCCACACUCUCUUGCGAAUUGACUUAAGAACAGCAGCUUUGCGAAAAUCCACGACAACAACCUUGGCAAUUAUUAUUGCGUUGUUUCUGAGAUAUUCUUAGAGAUCUAAGGUCAUACUAUUAGCCUCCGAAGUUCUCUCAUUGAUCAAGUUUUCCUUUCUCAUUUUAUUUUCAACUUUCGGUAAUCACUGAUGGUCGCGUUAUGACGUGGACAAGAUGACCAACUUCUCCUGCUAAGAUAUCUACGAUUAGCUCUUAGAUUUACUUGCGUCUCCUAAUUACAAUAGAUAUAUGUUAAUUACUUUAUUUGCCUUGCACCCUCCGGCAUUGGGAUGAAUUCCACUUGUUUUGCACGCGGUCUCUUUCUCGUAAAAACUUUAGAAGUUGUAAUUAAAUAAUAAGAUUAAUAAGUUUUAAUCUUUGGUUGAAAUAGGAUUUGGAUUAAUAUAUUAUUGAACCAUGUGCCUGUUUUUAUAAUCAUUUUGUAAAAAGAGUUUUUGACAAAAUUUAAUCUUAUAUCUUAUUAGAGAGCGUCCUUUGUGAAGCAUUAAUUCUGACUCAGAAGGUUACUCGUUCGUUGGAGUAACCCGGAACAUAACACCUCAUUUACAACAUCAUAGCCACUCUAGCUAUGCUCACUCUUAAGUGUCCUUAACACUUGGUGGGCAUGAGACCCUGGACUUUUUUUCUCUCUUUUUCACAGAAAACUAGAAAAGUAAAAAAUGUGCAGAUUAUGUGAUAAUCCCUAUGAAAAAAAGAUCUGUAGGUUAUGUAGACGAUUGUAACGGAUUAAAUAAAAGGGGAUCAUAGAAUAAAGCUAGUUUAAUUACAUUAAAGGCUGGGGAGAAAUUAGAUCACGAAUAUGCAAAAAAUGCGUUGUUUGAUCAUACGAACAACCUCUUAAAUGCGCCGAUAGUUGCGAGCCAAAGUCGGUGCUAUCUCAGUCAAACAGUUUUAAAGAGAUGCGGUGGUGUUUCUCGAUUUUUUAUGACACCAUCAAGAAGCAAGAGCCAUUCACACGGAAUUUUUAGUUCAACCUAUACUUUUUUAUUUCGUUGUGGAAAAUGGUAGCAGUAGUCUAAUUCCACCCACUUAAAAAAGUAUCCUUUAAGGACAAAACGGUCAUGCAUGAUACUGCUGAUAGAAAAAGCAGAACUUUCUGGUCAUAUGCGAUACUUAGGAAGUCUAAGGUGACAUACUCGAGAAAAAGUCCUGGCGAAAAAUUUUCUCAUUCAUUCCUGGCAAUAAAUUUCUUUGAACCUUUCGAUAGGUGUAUUUCCCCUAAAACUGAGUCGCAGAAACUUGUCUCUUUUAGUAGUAACCAUCUUACGAAACGUUUGAAAAACCUGCUUUCAUAACUUACAGCCAACUUCUUGUUUUCGAUAGUUUUAAUGCUCGAUUUUGUAAAGAAAGUGUUCCAUAAGCUAAUUAAAAAAAUCCUCAUCCUAAAGAAGCUUCUGAUAAUUUGAAAAGGGCAACUCCUGGGCAGCGUUAAUAUGAUUUCUUGACAGGAGAAAAUUGCAUUAUGACAUUCUGGAAAGUGUAAGUGUCAUCAAAAAUUCUUGAUUGAAGUGGCGUUCUAAAUAUUCGUUAACGUCUAUGUCGUGAUAUCAUCACGAAUACAAGCACAAAGUUCAAUAUUGCUCAAAAAAGAAAAAAAAGUAAACAAAAACAAAACAGAGCAUAAAAGCCAGCCGAAAAGGAAAAAUGAACAAUGAAUUUGGAAAUGAAGGCUGGUCUCUCUGUUCAAAUGUCCUGUAACACCUCUAACUUAGGUAAAAAUGUAAACGAUGUACGAUUUGAUUAAGGCACUUUCACGAAUAAACAACUAAAAGUCUAUUUCUCUAUGUGCCCAUAACGUACAACUACAUGUAUAUCGCUUCGAUCACCUUCUUCGGCAAGAAACUUCUCACUUUUGAUGGUUUAUAUGUCACUUACUGCUACUGACGUGUUUGCAAAUUUUUUAUUUCCCGCUUUGCUUAGAUAUGAUGGGAAUGGCCAGUCAUCAAUGUUUUGCAAACCACAACCCAGUGGCAGAUGGUCAACUCGCAGUCACAGGGAUACCAGUUACACCUGGUCCUUACGUUAUGGAGUCACAACUUAGACAUGUUUCUCCUUGCGUCUCUCCAUACUUCAGUAACGCUCCACAGUAGGCACUGGUAAGCGCUAGUGUCAUAACUAACGUCAUCGCCACCAUCACUAAAUAAAACACCCCAUGGAAGGACAAACUAACAGCGAAAAAUACCGUGUACCGAGCAUUCCUGAGAAAAUUGUUACAACAGUAUUUCUUACCCAAAAAGUAUCACUUGAAAAUGCAAGGUUGGAGUAAAGCACAAAAUGCCGUGUAUUAAAUGUUCCUUAUCAAGAAGGUAAAGAAUGUAACGAUAACAAUCUAACACAUACAGGUCAACAUUUAAU